This is a messenger RNA of Pterocles gutturalis (yellow-throated sandgrouse), 2599 nucleotides long. RefSeq names its product zinc finger protein 185-like. NCBI's taxonomy places the organism in Eukaryota, Metazoa, Chordata, Aves, Pterocliformes, Pteroclidae. The transcript has 26 exons. The coding region runs from base 1 to 2211 and encodes 736 amino acids. The record is from RefSeq and is a predicted model, not a curated record.
AUGACCACGGAGGAUUACAAGAAACUAGCUCCCUAUAAUGUCAAGCAAAAAUCAGUGGACUUGGAUGAGGAUGAUGUGCCUUUUACUCCAGAUGAACAUAAAAAGAGGACAGAGGCAGCCAACAGUGUCCUGAGACGCACUGCCAGCAGGGAACGUGCUUACGUCCUCUCAGCAGCCAAGAAAAGCAGCGGCAGCCCUACACAAGAAUUUCCACCCUUGUUCGCCAAGAGAAUUGAGAUAGAAGAAGAGGAAGGACAGCAGAGGAGGAGUCCAACGGCGUCUGGUUCAUGCAGGUUUCCACCAGAUGACAACAGUACUAAUGGGCCAAGAAAAACCACCGCUGGGUCUUCCUGGAAUGAGCCAAAGCCAACAGCAGUGUCUCCCUCCAGCACUGAAACAGACAGUAAGAUCCAAACAACCACAUCCUCAAGUGAAACUUCAGAGAGAAUCUCCACAUCUACUGAAAUCAGAAAUGGUGAAAACAGACAGGCUCCUCAUGGGAAACCCUCACCUGAAACUGUGUCACAGCCUGGCGACGGUGACAAACCUCUUAAGGAAAAGUCUGAGCCAUUCCCAUGGGAUGGGGAUGCACUGGCCCCCAGAGCGUCUGUGGUUUCCACAAAUGGAAGUUAUUCUGAACACACAGAAGCUGACAAUGGAUUUUACCCACCAAAGUCCAACUCUGGUUGCAGGGACAGACCUGCAGAUGCCACAGAGAAGCUGCACCGUCAGUAUGAGCCCUCUCCCUACCUGGACGGUGCACAGUCUGGACCUGCGAGGUCAGGGCCUGGUGCUGGUACCCACAGGGCUGCUUGUGGAGGGCGGGUCUUGCAGUCUGGUGUCCCCUCUCCUCCUACUGACAGAGCCCCUGUGCACCUAGAGGACACAGAAUAUACCUUUAAAAGAUCCGUGGUGGGCUACAAGGAGAGAAGCAGCACCCAAGAGAGCAGAUACACGAGUCCCGAGGUCCCAGCAUACAGCAAGCCUUACUGGGAUGAAGCAACGUCUUCCCAGGAUUUCAAAGAGGGGAACACCGCUAGAGAAAGGGCGCAUGAGAGCACGCAGGCCUCAGAUGACUAUAAACCAGAGCUGAUCCAAGAAGGGUUUUUGGACUCAAACCACCAUACUGAGAAGGGACAAGAACCUCCUGACCAUGACAUCCACCCAGAGCCUCCCAGGUCAAGGGAACACACUGCACAUGAACCCAGCAUGACUCGGCCCAGCUCUCUACCCAGAGAAAGCAGCAUCGCUGCUCCAGAGCCCCAGUGUGCAAAUGAAUCUGACCCACAGCGGGACAGGAUCACUUCAGCUUACGAAGAACAAACCUGCCCCACCACGGACAGUCACCACGAGAGCCCAGGAGACUGGAAACACAAUGAGCCCAGCCCAGGGGCAGCCAGGUCUAACUUCAGCUCAAAAGAGAGUGCGUACGAGACCCAGCAUCCCAUGCCACUGUACACGGACCGCCAGCCUUUUAGCACCAGUGUGCCAGCACCCAGUCACCGGAUACCAUCCUACGUAGACAGCCAAGUAUUCGGCACCAGAAGACUUACUCCAGAUUACGAGGGGAGAGUUUAUGAUGGGAGAAGCAGCCCUAAGAACAGCAGAUAUGACAGCACUAGUGCCAGGGGGCACUGUGAAUUUAACCCCACGGCCGGACGCCACGACUCCCUUCCCAGAGAUCCCACCAUGUCCAUUUCCCAGAGAAGCCACAGGGUGCCGUUCUACAUGGACAGCUUAAACUAUAACAGCACCAGGCUUCUCUCAAGUUCGAGUGAGAGGAUCUGCAGUCCGAUGGCCACCUUACCGCACAGCAGCCCAGCAGCCUCCGGGUACCAGCCUGAUUCCAGCACUGCCGGAAAAGGGGUCCUCUUUGUGAAGGAGUACGUCAACAGCAGCGAGUUAUCGGCCUCCCCGCGCUACGGCAGCAGCAGCCUUGUGGAUUUGACCGAUUUGGAGAGAGCAACCUAUGGCCACCACAGCUACCUCUCCAGCACUCCCCUGCACAGGUCCAGUGAACCUGUCUGCAGUUACUGCAGCCGUGAGAUCCGAGACUGCCCUAAGAUCAUAAUAGAGCAUCUUAACAUCUGCUGCCACGAAUACUGCUUCAGGUGUGGAAUUUGCCACAAAGCAAUGGGAGAUCUUCUGGAUAAAAUAUUCAUCCACCGGGACAUUGUCCACUGUGACAAGUGCUACGAGAAACUCUUCUAGGGUUUGGCAAAGUUGGAGGAGGCAGCCACUGGGAAGUCCUCAGCAGCACGUAUCGGAAUAUAUCAAGCAGUUCCUGACUGGCUAAGAUAGCAGAAUUCCUGCUCCCUCCUUUCCUCAAGUUAUUUUCCCUCUCACUGCCUCAUCACAAUGACUGAGUUUAACACCCGCUAGUUUAUGCUGUCAGCUGCACACAAGACAAGUGCCAACGUUAACAAGAUAAGGCAGUGUCAUCUGCAAAGAUAAGUGGGCUGAUUUUUCCAAAGGUGCCGAGUCCCUCUUUAACUUCAUUCAGAUUCCAGAGUGCUCCCUGUGUGGGAAGUCAGGCAGAGCUCCUUAGGUCUAUCUACGCUAAUUGCAAGAAACAUUUUCUGAUUAUUAUUAUUUUUUU